Linepithema humile (Argentine ant) is the source of this 3674-nucleotide messenger RNA. RefSeq lists its product as uncharacterized. Gene Ontology annotation, cellular component: ATAC complex; NuA4 histone acetyltransferase complex. The record is from RefSeq and is a predicted model, not a curated record. Lineage: Eukaryota; Metazoa; Arthropoda; Insecta; Hymenoptera; Formicidae. Gene Ontology annotation, molecular function: histone binding. Gene Ontology annotation, biological process: chromatin remodeling; regulation of transcription by RNA polymerase II.
UAUGGCGUAACACAUAAUGCGUGCGUCUACUGUCAAACUACAACAAUGUGGUUUGCACUUUCGGGAUCUGUUUCGAUUUUUUCGCAAAUGUACACGUUAUUUAACCUAUGUGGACGAACAUCGGUGUGUUUUUAGCUAUGAAAACUCGUCGUUUAUGAAUAUUGAAUGGUUAAAACGGAUAACGCGAGUGAAACUACCGGCAAAUAUAACCUGGUGAAGUGAACCUUAUCGAAAUUUUUAUGCAAGUUUAUAAAAGCAGUAGGAUAAUAUUUAAAAAUAAAUAAAUUUUUAAUAACACCGUUAUAUGACGGAAGAAAUAUAUUAAGUCGAGAGCACUGUUUAAUGAUUGUCUUUUUGUGUUUUUUAAUACCGCAUCAGAACUCUAACCUAAUUAAAAAUAUCGUACAUGUUGAAAUGACUUUUGUCUCAUUUAUUAAACGCAAUAAAUGAAUACUUCUGAAGAAUCACUGAACGAUCAGGAUCCUGAUUACGUCUCCACAACCUCCAAUGACCAAACCCAACAAAAAAUUUACGAAGAAAAUGCAAGAAAUACUACAGCAAGAAAAAUAACGACAAUAGUGGAGAAGGAGUUUUCAGAAGAAAUUGAUUCAAAGGAGAAGGAAAUUUUGCAGAUACAGGAAAGAUUACAAAAAGCUCUAAAAAUUUUUCAUCUCUUGCGCUAUGUCGUGAUUACCAAUUUUUAUAAUCGUAAACAGUGCCAAAAUUUGCAACCAACAGAGACAACAAAACAAACAAGAAUUCAUCCUGCUAUUAAAUCAAUACUUGGAAAAUAUCCCAAAUCUGCUCAAUGGACAGAUGCUGCAGUGCCAUCGACAUCUACAGAUCCUCAAUUUUUAUACAAUGACGAGUCUUUUGCACCAGCUUCAAGAGUUGCAACAGAUAAUGCACCUAAAAGUGAACAAAAUGCAGACAAACUUGAUAUCGCAUCCCAAAAUACGAAGCGAAAACUUCUUAGUGAAGAAUGUCGACCUCGUAAAAUGCCUCGUUACGUGCCGCCGAAGAGCAGCACGCCGGAGAAGACGUCGCCAUCGCGCGGCAACAGUCAUAAAGUGCGCAAACGCAUUAUUAUCGGUAACAUUUCCAAGUGGAUCCCGCCGGAUUGGCGCGAAGACGCCUCCAGUCACAAAUGGACGAUGUACGUUCGCAGCGAUAAGGACGAAAGCGCUGACAUUUGUAACUUUCUCUGUAAGGUGAGAUUCUUUUUGCAUCCCAGUUACCGUCCGAACGAUGUCGUCGAAGUCACAUCGUAUCCGUUUCAUCUAUCCAGGAGAGGAUGGGGUGAGUUUCCCCUUAGAGUACAGUUACAUUUCAAGAAUCCUCGGAAUAAACCCAUGGAUAUAAUUCACCACCUGAAGCUGGAUCGUACUUAUACAGGACUGCAAACGUUGGGCUCGGAGACUCUGGUCGAUGUGUGGAUCCACACAACGGAGUCACGUAUUUUCGAGCAGACCAGCAGUGGCGAAUCUAUCGAGUCUUCCUCUAAUAACUCAGUAAAAGUAGAGUCGAGCAAUGGUGAUAGUUCCGAGAUUAUCUGUAAGCAACUGGUGAAAUCUACAAGAAAGUCGCAUCUUACUGCGAGCGCUAUCGAGGAAAUUCGAGUGAAAAAAGAAAUAAUUGAUUCAGAAGUUCAAGAACGAACGAGUUCAUUGGAUUCAACGUCAAUCGAGAAAUGGGAAGACUUCAGAGUGAAGGCUGAAUCUGAUGAUGCAACUGUGGACAUAUUCAAUGAUGAGAAUGGCCUGGGAGAGACGUAUUAUAGCAUCACGCAUGAUCACGAUUAUUCUAAAAAACGCUACUUUGACUCUCGCCAUUGCACUGUAAAAGAAGGGAACAUAACCAUAGCACACUUUUCCGACAAUGAAGUGGAAAGUACGUCGCAGAUAUUGAACGGUGAUAUUCAGUCUUCCAACAGCUGUCAAUCUUUGGCAGUUUCAAAUUCAGUGACAGAUAAUUUGCAGAUUGCAGUGAAUACUGUAUUGCAAGCAAACGACAGUCAGAAGAGUUUGAAAGAGUCAACUUUGUUUAAUACAAACAAAUCUGUACAAGCAACAAAUUUGGAGAACAGCGAUAUUUUUGAAAUUUCGAAAAAUAAUCCAUCUAAAAACACAUGGAUGAACGGCUUCUGCAAAUCGUCUAAUGCCUCGCUUGAUCGAUUAAAUAAUUUACAGAACUCCACGAAAUCCUGCAAUCUGAAGCCUCUACAAAUUUCUAUACCACCGACGAAUGUAUUCGCAUCGCCGAGCAAUAAACAUGUGCUUCUUUUGAAGAAUAAGAAAUCAAUUCCAGUGGACGUGACGAGCAUCCUUUCAUCGAGCGAGAAUUCAAAGAGGCUGAACAGCGACUUGAAAGCUUCUGUCGUAAGAGACGACGCGAAACAGAACGUUCGUAUUUCUCAGGGUGUUAGUAUUUUGAAGAAACCAUUCAAUAGCAAGGCGCAGCAAGAAGGCAUCAAUAACAAUAGCAAGAAGACCGCUGUACUCAGCCUGAAGAGCACCAACAGUUUUCUGUUGAACGUCAACGAGAACGUACCGAUCCUGAAGAUAGCGGAUUCGCGCGAUCCGCAAUACAAUUACAGCUACGCCGAGGCGACAAGGGACGUUGCGAAGCAGGAGGUCGCGUCGUGCGCGAGGUUGGGAAGCAAAUCGUUGGUCACGCAGCGACCAAAAGUCACGCUGGGCAAGGACAAGUACAAGAUUCACAGCAAAAAGGAACUGUAUGAGACGGUUCUCCAGUCGAUCGACACCGCGAAUAUCGUCGAUACGGAGGCGCUGAUACGAUUCAUUGCUCGUCGAUUGCCGCUCGUCACACAAGAUGCACGUGAUCCCGAGUACAAGCAACUGCAUCUUUAUGCGUGCAGUAGCGAGGAGGAGUACUUCGCGCAGAACGUCGGCAAGCAGCGAGCCAUGGAGUGGUGUCGCGCGAGGAUGAUCAGGUGCUUCCUGCAGAAGAGGCCGAUUUCGGCCGAUCAACUGUGGAGCGUCAAGGAGAUCUUGAUAUGGUUGAGACUGCACGGCUACACGCCGACGCAGAGCGCUUUUGGCGCACUGGAAGCUACGACCAGCGACACGAAGAAGCUACCCGACACCGCGACAUCCACUGCGAUCCUAUCUUCGUGCACGGAACCGGUCGCGUUGCAAAAGUGGUUGCAGACCUCCCGGCAGGACUCUAGUCAUCAGGUGGACAGUGAUAUCGAAGAGAUCGACGUCGAGAACGAGGACUGUGGAGCUACAACUGAUCGGAAAAGAAACAACGACAUCCAGAGUGGCGAUUGUUCAACCACGUUGGUGCCGCUUGAACUUGAUAAGAGCUUGCUGCCACUUCACAAUUUUGUAUGCAACACCGCGCGAGAUAUCGGUGUCAGAAUUGGGCCGGAGGAGAUUGUUCCUGGUGUUAUGUAUUGUGCAACUAGUCGUGUGAUGAUGCGGGUUGUUGAAUGUUUUGUGAAAGACCUGGUUCGAUCGUCGUUGGCAAAGGCUUGGGAAAGAAAUAGCGGAAAUGGAUGCCCCACGGCCAUUACGCUCAAUGACGUCCGCAAGGCUCUCAUGAGUCGAGAGGAAUUCGACAUUUUCACAAACGAAGGUCUAGGCUCGGGAUUACAAUUGAGUUCGACGGAAUUAUCUAAUUUAUGACGUCUUCUAAUACGCGAAUCGGAU